UGAUGUAAUUCUAUCUUAAAAUAAUAUAAUAGUGUAGGACGAGGAGUUCGAAUUCCCGUCGGCCUGGAAGCUCUCUUCCUUUCUUCGUUGUCUUCGCUGAGAUCCAGGAAAGCAGCCACACGGCUUGGCGUUUGGGAUUAUCAGUUCAUUUCCUCUCGAUAUCUCGAAAAUGUCUUCGAUUACAUGCGAAAGGUUGACGUUAUUCACCAUAACUGGAGUCAUCAUUCAGAUUAUUGGGCUUUGUCUCUUCGUCUUCGGUUUCUUCCCCGUCAAGCCUGCUCUCUCCGGCGUUAGUGGUCCAGAGAGUUUUCAUUCUCCAUUUUUGGAUUCUAUUGAGAACCAAAACGAGACAGCCCUGCCUCCUGAACAACUGAAAUCGCUAUAUCAGGAAUUAUCGGGGAUCUUGCCUCCAUUUGAUCGUUUAGUUUUAAUGGUUAUUGAUGGUCUUCCAGCAGAAUUUGUCCUCGGCAAGGAUGGUCAGCCUCCAAAAGAGGCUUUCAGGGAUUCUAUGCCUUAUACUCAGUCACUAUUAGCAAAUGGAGUGGCAGUUGGAUACCAUGCAAAGGCAGCACCUCCAACUGUUACGAUGCCUCGCUUGAAGGCAAUGGUUUCUGGAGCUAUUGGGGGUUUCUUGGAUGUGGCUUUCAACUUUAACACACAAGCUCUGUUAGAUGAUAAUCUUCUUGACCAGUUCUUUAGGGUUGGUUGGCAGAUGGUGAUGCUUGGUGACGACACAUGGCUUAAAUUGUUCCCAGGAUUAUUCAAGAGGCAUGAUGGUGUUAACAGUUUCUAUGUUAAAGAUACUGUACAAGUAGAUCAAAAUGUUUCUCGACAUUUGGCUGAUGAACUUCUCAGAGAUGACUGGAAUCUUUUGAUUCUUCAUUAUCUAGGCUUGGACCAUGUUGGGCAUAUAGGUGGGCGGAACAGUAAUUUGAUGGCUCCAAAACUUAAAGAGAUGGAUGAAGUGGUGCGGAUGAUUCAUUUGCACGCAAUUCAGGCUCAUGAGGGUGAUAAAGGACAGAAAGGACAUACUCUAUUGAUGGUAGUCAGUGAUCAUGGCAUGACUGACAAUGGCAACCAUGGGGGAUCUUCAUAUGAAGAAACUGAUUCCUUAGUCCUUCUGAUUGGUUUGGAAAAUCUUGUAUCUGAUCAUUCAACAGCUACCGAUAAUGCAGUUUACCAGGUAGAUAUUGCGCCAACAUUAGCUCUUCUCUUUGGGGUGCCAAUCCCAAAAAACAACGUUGGUGUUCUUAUUUCUAAAACCCUUGAUUCCCUGAAAGAUGAGCAACAAUUGAGAGCAUUGGAAUUGAAUUCUUGGCAGUUGUUCAGAUUGCUGCAAGCACAAAUACCAGGUUUAUCAUAUGGAGAAUUCAAAUGCAGUGGCUUUACUGAUGGGCAAGACCACGUCGUUAGUACAUGCAAUGGAAGGAUGGAGGCACAGUUUUGUUGCUUAUAUAAGAGAGCUGCUUUUCUUCAUAGCUCCUGGAAAUCUAAGAAAUCCUCCAAGUCAAAUACCAAAGAAGAAUACAGCAGUGCUGUGGCUGCAUACUAUGAGUUUCUGAAAACUUCAAGCGAGUGGUUAUCACGGAAAACCACAGAUAAGCCAGUUCACCUGCUAGCUUUUGGAGUCGCCACAAUGUUCCUAUCAUGUUUGAUAUUGUUGAGCGAAAUACAUUGGCUACGGAGAGAAGUCUAUCUCCAUCAAAGGCAACAAGUUCCUAGUUUACAUGGUUUAGGCAGAAGCAAUUUGGAAGAGAGGUUUAUUUUGGGUGUAAUAUUCUUUCUUGUUAUAAGUAUGGGAUCAAGUUCGAUGGUUGAGGAAGAACAUUAUAUUUGGCAUUUUUUUAUCUUAACAUUUUUUCUGUUAUUGCUUCGUAAGACAUCAACACCACUUGUCUUUUUCAAAAGGCAAAAUGGAGGAACAGAUAUUUGGAUUUCUUCUGUCUUUGUGCUUCUUAUCUCUGGAAGAAUACUCAGAGGAUGGCAUCAAGGUGGUGUAAACUGGACUAAUCUUCCUGACAUCUCUAAAUGGCUUGAACAGUCUGGAAGUGGUCAUAUAAAAUUGAUUCAGCUGGUGUCAGUUUUUCUGGUGACUUGUUUAGGCUUGUUUCCUCUACUUUUAGUUGGAUCAAAGAGAUUUCUUAUUCAGGUGGUUGGAUUUAGCUUUUUGAUUUCCGGAUUUCUGGUUUUCCUGCAUGUCUUGAAAAAUCAAUAUGACAUGUUUGCAUCAUCUUAUUAUGAUUCUAACUUAUCGGUGCAAAUAGUGUACGCAUCUCUGGGGCUGGCCACAUUUGGGACUUUUGUAGUCUUCCCAUGGCUCAUUCCUUCCUCAAGUUCUAGGGAUUUCCCGGGUAACGUUUCAAUCUCUGUUGACAUUCAAAACAAUUUCCCGUGGGUGGAAUUAAGGAAUUCCUUGUAUGUGAUUGGGAGCGCAUACAUAUUAAGUUGGUGUCUUCUGCAGCUGGUGCUCCAACAACCAGUUAAUUCAGUUCCAAUUUUGUUGCUGCUUGUGCAGUUAUUAGCAAUCAUGCUUUGUUUUUCUCAUGGCAGGUUGCAUCUUGCAGAAUGGGUUGAGGUUGCCACGUUGUACUUUUUGGGAAUGGCAGGUCAUUUUGCUCUUGGAAACAGCAAUACCCUAGCUACUAUUGAUGUUGCUGCUGCUUUUAUUGGAAUCUCUAGUCAUUCAACAUUGCUUUCUGGCAUUUUAAUGUUCAUGAUCACCUAUGCAUCCCCUAUGUUAAUUCUUCUUAGCUUGGUGAUGUACGUCUCUGUGAAGGAUACGGGCUCUUUGCCAAUUCCUCAGUAUUCAGAUUCAGGAUUUCAUCUCAAAAUGAUGCUUGCCUUUCCUUGCUUGGUUCCACUAGGCAUAAAUUCAGUUGUACUGACUGCAUAUACACUGGUUUUGCUGUUAAUGAGGAACCAUUUAUUUGUUUGGAGUGUCUUUUCUCCCAAGUACCUAUAUGUCUGUGCAACAACUGUGUGCACCUAUAUAGGAGUAUGUGUUGUUGCUGCAACUGGAAUGUAUACGUAUCUGGUGCUGGCUAUACGAAGAAAAAGACAGGUAAAAUGUUUGCUUGGUGAAACUUGGAAAACUUCGAUAUCUUAAAAGAGGAAAAAAGGGCUUAAUUCAAGUUCGUAUUGCUCUAGGUCUACCUGAAAAGCUUAAUCUAGUGGCCGUCUAUCCGUGCUGCGCUCUAGUAGGGCAGUAGGACUCAAGUUUGAGCGUUACAAACUCCUCAGAGAGUCAAUAAAAGAUAUUACCCUUAAAUCUCACUAUAUAUUUCUUCACCAUGUAGAUAUCUGAUCUAAAUACGUUCCUAAACUUGAAAUAACAAGCCUCAAUCAAAAGAGAUUCCCUAGUCCAAGCUCAAAAAAGAUCUUCUUGCAAUGGAAACCUUAUAAUAACAUGUCUUGAAUUGAAUGACCUAAUAGGACCUUCUCUGUUCAUCAUCCAUCAGGCGCAGACACAGGGUCUCAUCUUAUGCAUAGAUCGGAUUGCCUGAGGAUUAACUUGGAUACUAAAAAAAAGGUGUCAUAGACCUACUGAUCUGUGAAUCUCAUCAUAAGCGAACCGCAAACCAGUCCUUCCUUGAUGAGAAAUGGGGCAUUUUACAAGAAGGGGCUACGUCGUACCUAAAUUACCGAAUGAUUAAUCAACAUAUUGUCGUUUCAUGAACCUGCACGAGUGAAACUUCCAUGCUUUAUAGUUUGUUGCUAACUUUUAUACUGUCUGGAGAUUUGAGGGAUGGUUCAAGUGUGUUGUACAGCCACUGAGCUGCAGUAUGUGUUGCUACUGAAAAACUUGUUUGUUUAAAUUAAAUUCAAGGUAUUUUGCCAGGAGGAAAGGAGGGGAGACUCUGGAUUUUGGCUUUUGCUUUGUUUGUGGGUGAUUUGGUUGGGGAGGAAUGGUAUGACUCUGCUUUGGGAUGGAAUUACUGGUUAAA
Molecule: messenger RNA, 3944 nt
Organism: Carica papaya (papaya)
Lineage: Eukaryota; Viridiplantae; Streptophyta; Magnoliopsida; Brassicales; Caricaceae
Product: Alkaline-phosphatase-like family protein
Biological process (GO): GPI anchor biosynthetic process
Cellular component (GO): endoplasmic reticulum membrane
Source: RefSeq, a predicted model, not a curated record